Messenger RNA from Oncorhynchus keta (chum salmon), 4128 nucleotides. RefSeq lists its product as uncharacterized. The coding region runs from base 125 to 2287 and encodes 720 amino acids. Gene Ontology annotation, molecular function: protein binding. Lineage: Eukaryota; Metazoa; Chordata; Actinopteri; Salmoniformes; Salmonidae. The transcript has 11 exons. The record is from RefSeq and is a predicted model, not a curated record.
GGCCAAGGUUGAAAGUUUACCAUGCCCGAUGUGAAGAACGAAAGCAUGCACACCGAUGUGGCCAAGUUUAUUAAAUUAGUUAAAAUGUAACGUUAUCUUGUUGUGUUUGUGUUAACGUUUGAAUAUGUCUUUAAGGAAGGGGCAUGCUUCAAAUCAAAAAUUGAACUAUUUGAUCUACCAGUAUUUAAAAGAGAAUGGCUUCCAGAAAGCUGCAGAAGAACUCAAGAAGCAUGUGAAGAAGGGUGGAGAACCAGAAGCCUUGUCAACAUCACUACUGGAGAUCUACAAUAAAUGGUUCGGAGAUACAUCCAAGACCACAGAAACGGGAACAGAACCGGAUUCUUCCAAGUUAAAAAAUAACUGUCAAGCAGACCCUGAAAGCAGCACAGAGAGCUCAAGUUCAGCAGAGGAAGAAACAAAACCUGUGAAAGGUACAGCCUUUAUCUCCAAUCAUCUAACAGCUCCUGUUAAAGGCUCCCAGACCCCAAAGCAUCAGAGCCCAGCCACUGCCAGACCAGCUAAGGGCAAGGCUGCAGUGCAGAGCACCUCUGGAGGAAAGGCCACAGUGGGGGAGAGCUCUGGGUCUGACAGCUCAGAGGUCUCUGAAGACUCAGAGAGUGAGGAGACACCACCACAGAAAAACCCUGUGACACCCAAAGCCAAUCAUGUUCCAGCUGCAAAGGUCAAGGCCAGGUCAGCGGUCACACCAUUGACCCUGAACAAGAAACCAGCAGAGAGCUCAGACAGUGACAGCAGCUCAGGGAGUGAAGAUGAGAGCCAGAGUCUGCUUCCACAGACAACAGCUGCCACAACUAAAGCUACACCAGUGAAGCAACCAAAACCAAGUUCAACAGCCAAGACAAAAGCCACUCCUGCUACCCCAGCUAAACCAGUGGUUGCUGCUACGCCAAGCAAGGCACCAUCUACUUCCCCAGCCACACCAAAAGGAAAGAAGGUGACCACAAAAGACAAGAAAGCAACAGCAACAAAGAAAGCACAGGCCUCAGCUUCAUCAGCCAAGAGGAAGAGAUGUGAAGAGAAACCAGGGGACAUGCCCGCUAAUGACAAGAGGAAGAAGCUCUCCAUGCCUCAAACCCCUCCUGUUCCUCCUCCUACUGGGAGAGACGAGUCUGACUCAGACUCUGACACCGAACUGGAUGUGGAAAAGUGGAAGAAACUGGCACGGGAACUGUCAGACGCUGAUAUUGCCAAAAUAGACACCAUCACUGCACUGAAUGCUCCACCUGCUCCCACCUCACCUGCCUCAGCAGCAAAGAAAACAAGAGCACCGAGGAAGCCCAGGGCUAAAUCUACACUGGAAACACCCCCAAAUCCCAGGGCCAAAUCUGCAACGAAAACACCAAAACCCAAGGCUGACACUGCAGUGAAAAAGGCUGGUCAUGCUAAAAAGUUCAAAGCUACAACUGAAAAAAAAGCCAUGGCUGAGAAGAAUGGGAAGACCAAGACACCAGCAAAAGACAGUAAAGCCAAGUCUAGUCAAGUGAAGAAGGCAGCACCUCCCUCCCCAUCCCCUGAAGGCCAAGCAGAGGAGAUCAACAGUAAUACAGCUGACCUAAUAGCUGUAGCAGACAAACAGCCACCCUCCAUGCUCUCUACCACAACACUUAAUGGAAAACAGACAGCCAAGAAAGGAAAGAGGAAAAAUGGGAACAUUAGUAAGGCUAAAGCAGAUAAUAAUCUACCAGAACCCAAGAAGAAGAAAAAGAAAAAGGAGAUUGUAGAGGAGAAGACGGAACCAGAGAAGAAGAAAAAGGAGAAGACGACUAAGGAGAAUGGGGCAGAAAAAGAGAAGGAAAGAAAGAAGAAACAGGAGAAGAUGAGCAGGGACAAUGAGACUGAGAAGAAACAGGAGAUGAUGAGCAGGGACAAUGAGACUGAGAAGAAACAGGAGAAGAUGAGCAGGGACAAUGAGACUGAGAAGAAACAGGAGAAGAUGAGCAGGGACAAUGAGACUGAGAAGAAACAGGAGAAGAUGAGCAGGGACAAUGAGACUGAGAAGAAACAGGAGAAGAUGAGCAGGGACAAUGAGAAGAAACGGGGAAAAGACAGAAACAAGACUAAAGGGAAUGGUGUUAAAAGUGACCCAUUACUUCCAUCCACCACAGGAACGCCUGAUCCUCCAACAGAGAAAAAGAAAAAGAAGAACAAGCUGAAACUCUCAGUGGAGAUUGCAGUGCCUGAGACUCCGGUCACCCCUGUACAGGCAUCCACAAAGACCCCUCCUAGAAAGAAAAAUAAAUCAUCUAAGAGUAAGUCAGGCCUUUAGAGAUGAAGGUCAAAUACAAUGGGGCUGUGUCAAGUGUGGACCUGGACCCAGGAUUCUACCUAAAUGGUAGUUGAGCAAUAAUGGUAAAGACUGUCUGUCCACACAAUGGUCUCCCAAGACCAAACCAACUGGGCCCAGCUUUUCAAAAGUUAUCUGGAUUUCGCCUAUCGGGAGGUUGAAAUGCAUAGAGAUAGAAUUAAUAGAACAGAAGUCCCCAUUCAAGUCAAUGAUUUGUCUGUCCUAUUCAUACUAUUUCUAUGCAUUUAAUUGUAUGCGAUAGGCGAAAUCCAGAUAGAUAACGUUAGAAAAACCGGGCCCUGGGGAUUUGUUCGAUUUUUUUUACAACAUUGUAUACUGUAUUAAAUGAACACUUUUCCUGUUGGUACAUUUAAUGAAGUUAAAACAUUGAUUUUUAUUAGUUUAUCCCCUCCAAAAUAAUUGUACAGUUUGCUGUUUUGCAUACUAUGUGAUGUGCUGCAGCUAUCUAUGUCACUGUACAUUUUAAUUAUGAUGUUUCCUUGUAUGUUUGUGUGAUAGUGACAAACAGAACGUUUUAAGGAAAUGUCAAGUUUACUAUAGCAUUAGCCCAUUCAUAGCCGCUAACUACCUUUAGGGCCUAUUGAUGAUAGUAACUUCUGACCGGGGGAGUUUUGUUAAGAGCCCCGACACUCUCUGAAUGUGAACAUGCAUUGCUUGCGGUACGAAUUUUGAAACAUAAGGAACGUACACUACCGUUUAAACGUUUGGGGUCACUUAGAAAUGUCCUUGUUUUUGAAAGAGAAGCACAUUUUUUGUCCAUUAAAAUAAUUUCAAAUUGAUCAGAAAUACAGUGUAGACAUUGUUAAUAAUGUUAAAUGACUAUUGUAGCUGGAAACGGCUGAUUUUUUUAUGGAAUAUCUACAUAGUCGUACAGAGGCCCAUUAUCAGCAACCAUCACUCCUGUGUUCCAAUGGCACGUUGUGUUAGCUAAUUCAAGUUUAUCACUUUAAAAGCGUAAUUGAUCAUUAGAAAACCCUUUUGCAAUUAUGUUAGCACAGCUGAAAUCUGUUGUUCUGAUUAAAGAAGCAAUAAAAACUUUAUUUUAUUGCUUUCAAAAACAAGGACAUUUCUAAGUGACCCCAAACUUUUGAACAGUAGUGUAUAUAUUCAUAUCGGUGAGAAAAUAAUAUACUUUAUAGGGUUAAGGUUCCCACACAGCCAUUUCUCCAUGUUACAGCGCUUGUUUAUGGAAAACAGACGGAAAACAGAAGCGACUACCUGUGCUAUCUGCGUCUCCGAACACCUGUGUGUAAACGGAAGGCAGACGCCACAAACGUGUUGUCACUGAACAAUACUGUCGGCUGUGUUAAUACUGGUUAAAACAGUCUACAGUAAAUGUGUAUUUUCCAUUUGUGAAAUUAUUUUGAUAUGAUAUGAAUGUAAAGGGAUUUAUGUUUCUAGAAUCAAUUUCUGUUUAGAUGCUGUUUUGGCUGCCAGAGACAAUUUGCCCUUUAAACAGAACACGUAAGGUCCUUGAACUAUAAGGAGUAACGCUAGCCUCCUUUGACCCAUUAUUGCGCAGCAUCUGCUGCUGUAUGUCUUACGGGGUGAAUACAUAUAGCCGAUCCGAAAUGGAGGUACAGAUCAAAUUAACCUCAAAAUAACAAUGAAACCCAGAGCUGUUGUUUUACCCUAACACCCUAGUGAUGAAUGCAUAACCUAAAUGGUAAGAGAAUCAUGAGGUUGAAAAAUAUUUGAAAGAUAUUAGGACUAAGAACAUUUUUUUUUUAAGUUUCAUGGUCAGAAAGCAUGUUACCUUUCUACUGUAUUUUUAAUGAAAUUAAAAGUCAUAUUUUUCUACA